CGGGUGAGGGGCGGCGGGGCCAGCGGAGGGACCGCCGGCUUGGAGCCGCCGCGUUCCGAGGGCACCGGAGGCUUCAGCUGUCGCCCCUCACCCCGGGAUCGCCCCCAGGCCCGGCGCCGCUAUGUGCACCCUGGGGCUGUUCCCGCCGCCGCCUCCCCCUGGAGAUGUCACCCUGUACGAGCUCAACAACGCCCUGGUGUGCGGCCGCCUCAGCGAGCAGCUCCCGCUGGCCUUCCAGAGCCAGGUGCCCGAGCUGCCCGUGCUGAGCCUGCCCAAGGAGCCUCUCAAAGCUCACGGCCGCCUGGAGCCCAGCGCCCGCCCACCCUUCAUCCACCAUCGCGAAUCCCUCUGGAAGCGCUGCCUCAGCGCCUGGCGCGACGCCGGGCUCUGCGGGCUGCUCAGGGAGCUCGCCAGCGCCGAGGAGGAGGGGCUGCGGUGGCUGCGGAUGGGCUCGAGCCACGCACUGGCCGUGUGUCGCUGGCUGUCCUCGCUGCACGGAUCCCUGUUCCCACACCUCUCUCUGACCAGUGAGGACAUGAUUGCAGCCUUCUCCCAGGCYGUGGAUUGGGCCRGCUGCACCGUCCGGGCCUUCGCCUGGCACCCCCACACCAACAAAUUUGCUGUGGCUCUUCUGGACGAUUCCAUCCGUGUCUACAACUCCAACAGUGCCACUGUGCCCUCGCUGAAGCAUCGCCUGCAGAGGAACGUGGCUGCCAUGGCCUGGAAACCUCUCUGUGCCUCCAUCCUGGCUGUGGCCUGCCAGAGCUGUGUCCUCGUGUGGCACCUGGACCCCACCUCCCUCUCCACAAGGCCCUCAUCUGGCUGUGCCCAGGUGUUGUCCUACCCCGGGCACAGCCCUGUCACCAGCCUGGCCUGGGCACCCAGCGGGGAGCGGCUGCUCUCGGCCUCACCGGUGGACACAGCCAUGCUGGUGUGGGACGUGUCCACUGAGAGCUGUGUCCAGCUGCAGUGGUUUGGGGGUGGCGGUGUCACCUUCUUGGCCUGGUCCCCUGAUGGCAGCAARGUGCUGGCAGCCACCCCCUCUGCUGUGUUCCGGGUGUGGGAGGCUCAGAUGUGGACSUGUGAGCGCUGGCCCACCAUCAGGGGACGCUGCCAGACAGGCUGCUGGAGCCCCGAUGGCAGCCGGCUGCUCUUCACCGUGCUGGGCGAGUCCGUCAUCUACUCCUUGUCCUUCUCCGAGUACCGGGGGGAGAUGCAGGGGCAGGUGGGAGGCUCCAAAACGGCCUCGAUCGUGGCAGACCUAUCUGAGACCAUCUUUGAGACCCUCUACGGGGAGGAGAGGAUCGGAGGAGAGGUUCAUUCCAUGGUGUGGGACCCCACUGGGGAGAGGCUGGCAGUGAUCAUCCGAGGACCCCCCGACUCUGCGGGCAGCCAGGUGACCAUCGCCGUGUUCCGCACCCGCAACAGCCCCGUCUUCGAGCUGCUGCCCUGUGGCUUCGUGCGGGGUGAGCGUGGCGCCCGGCCCCAGCUCAUCUCCUUCCACCCCAGCUUCCCUCAGGGUGCCCUCCUGACCGUGUGCUGGUCCUCCGGGAAGAUCUCCCACAUCCCGUUUUUCUUCGUCAGCGCCCUGGAGCCCCAUGGCAGCCCCCGCCGCAGCCCCGUGCCCGUGCUGGGCAGUGUGAGAGAGCAGCCCCUGUUCUCUGAGCUCUGAGCCCAGCCCAGGGCCUGGAGCCUCAUCUUCCUCAUCUUCUUCAUCUUCCUCCAGGGACCUCCUGGAUGCUCUCCCUCAUCUCCCUCCAGGGACCCCUGGGUGCCUCCAGCUCCUGCUGGGUGUCUUGCUGCGCCGGUGUUGUGCCUAUUAAAAGUGGAUUUUUC
Messenger RNA from Malurus melanocephalus (red-backed fairy wren), 1836 nucleotides. It is a transcript of the gene AAAS, whose product is annotated as aladin WD repeat nucleoporin. The coding region runs from base 122 to 1672 and encodes 516 amino acids. The transcript is spliced from 16 exons. NCBI's taxonomy places the organism in Eukaryota, Metazoa, Chordata, Aves, Passeriformes, Maluridae. Gene Ontology annotation, molecular function: protein binding. The record is from RefSeq and is a predicted model, not a curated record. Gene Ontology annotation, cellular component: nuclear pore. Gene Ontology annotation, biological process: nucleocytoplasmic transport.